GUUGAGCGUCGCAUUUUGAACAACCUUGAUAGACAGUCCGUCUCAAUGUCAUAAUAUCUUCAGUCAUGGCUCAGGAAAUGGAGACAUUUGCCGCUCGUCUCUCUAGUUUUGAUCGGGUCUUGUACCCUGAGCAACGGAGAUCAUCCCUCACGUCCGCAGAGCCUAUUGCUUGGCCUCACAGUAGGCCAUCACCAGCAGAGCUUGCGCAUGCAGGAUUCUUCUAUCAUCCCUACGAAACGAAUCCGGACAAUACGAUAUGUUUCUUGUGCCGGAGAGCGCUAGACGGCUGGGAGGAGGAGGACAACCCAAUCACGGAGCAUUUGAAGCAUGCGCCGGACUGUGGAUGGGCUGUCAUGAUGGAAAUUCAAGAGCACAGUUCCAAUCCCGCCGAGAUUGAAGAUCCGACCAGCGAGCGCAUCGUACAGGCAAGACAGGCUACCUUCGGCGAAGCAUGGCCUCACGAUGGAAAGCGGGGCUGGACAUGUCAGUCAGACAAGAUGGUUGAAGGCGGAUGGUACUUUUGCCCGAAUGAAGAGAGCAACGACCUGGCCACUUGUGCCUAUUGUAAAUUGUCGCUCGAUGGCUGGGAGCCGAAAGAUGAUCCAUUCGAUGAACAUUACCGUCGGUCCUCGGACUGUUCUUUCUUUGUGUUCGCUCAACCUCCUACUACCAAGAAAGCAAAGAAUCCCCGCGCAAAAAAGGGGCGAGUCUCAAAGGCGGCCCGUCUCUCGACCCAGUCCACUCUCUCAGAGGCACCUGUGCCUGAAGUUGACGAUUCAAUGGACCAAAGCGCUAUAUCUCAAUCAACCACGAAAUCCAAGUCGUCAAAAAAGUCAACCAAGUCCAAGUCUAAAUCUAAGAAGAAGGACGAGCAAAUUGAUCUGGGAAGCCAAAUGGACAUGGACAGCACAUAUCAGAGCCAGCCAGAACCGCCUAAGGCGAAACGCACCCGAGGCAAGAAGAGAACAAGUGAGGACCUCGUCAAGGAUGAAGUAAACGUUGAAGCAGAGGUAGAGCAGAAACCCGAGCCCCCAGCGAAGAAAAGAGCAACCAAAACACGAGUUAGUGCUCAACAACAGGAAUACGAGGAACAACCCGAAGCCGUCACAGAAAGUGUGCCUCUCGAGGAGUUCCGUGAAGAGGAGAAACCGAAGAAGGGUCGCGGUACGAGCAAGAAGAAGACUGCGACCAAGAGCCGAAAUGUGUCCGUUGGUUCGACGACAUCUAAGGUUCCUGCUGCGUCCGAGGAGCCCCGGGAUCCAGAACCUGAAACAGUAGUUGAGGCCCAUUCAGAGCUCGAAAAGACUAACGUCGAGGCGCCUAUCGAGGAACCAGCACCGAAGCCGCCCAAAAAGUCGAAGUCCAAGAAGAAAACGAAACCGGCCCCAGAGCCGGUUGAGCAUACAGAAGAGCACAGCGUGGAAGUCGAGCCUCAGCCUGUUGAGGAGCCAGAACCACAGCAGUCACCGAAGCCUCAACCGCCAGUUCAAGAAUCACGGCAAACGAGACGUUCGAGCAAACGGCAGAGCGCGAGAAACUCGACUACUGUCAAAGCUGAACCUCAAGAAGAAGGGCAUCAGGAAGAGCUAGAAGAAGAUCAGCUUCAAGAAUCCGACAUCUCCAGUCAAGAGCAAGUUAACAAACAGAGACAUGAGUCGUUUGUGUCUGUAGAAAUCGCGGCGAGGGCUCCAAGCAGGGAACCUGAGGGAGAGGCGGAGGAAGAGGAUGGGAAGAUGAGGCUUAAUAGGAAGGAGUCGACCGAGAAGCAGAAGAAGUCCAGGAAAUCAGAAGAAGGCCCUGCCGAGAUUACUCAAGAAGAACAUGCUGCAAGCGAGAUCGAAGAGACGGUUCUUGACAUGGAUGGCCAGACGCUUCUGGGACAACCCGAGCAAGAAGAACCACAAGUGCAGACGCCUGUGCAGCAAUCUGCAAGACGCAGGUCAUCGAGAGUCCCUCCUAAGACUGUCGAGAGAUACAGUGAUAUCCCGAAGGAGAAACAAUAUGCGACGUCACUCGUUGAGUCGCGCAACUCACAAGGCCACCCGAGGUCAGAAAGUGCCAACCCAGACGAUGAAAGCGAACAGGAACCAGAAACCUACUCGCCUCUGCCAUCGCCGUCCAAGACUACUCCUUCGCUGUCGCCUCAAUCAUCUGAUGCCGAAAACCACCCUCCUUCUCUAAAGCCGUCACUAAAACCACCUACAUCUCGACUCUUUGUUCCCUCACCCUCUAAGCAGCAGGCAGCCCGGAUCCCAUUUGCCGCCAGUACACCCUCGCCGUCCAAACGGGCUGCGAACACGGGCUUUCUCAACACCACGCAUCCGUGGAUUCCCAUUGAUAUCGAUUCUAUUAUUCUGGCUGGCAAGAGCGAUACGGAAAAUGUCGACUUCUCCGAUAUCUUGAACAGCACUAAGGGCGAACUGAGCAGUCUAGAGAAGAAGAUGACAGUCGAAGAAUGGAUCAGGUGGAACGCACAGAAUGGCGAAGAGAGACUCAAACGCGAAUGUGAGAGGUUGGUUAGUCAAUUCGAGAAGGAGGGUGCUCGGGCGAUGCGCGUGUUGGAAGGUAUUGAGUGUAUGGAUUGAUUGGUGUCUAACGGGUACAAACGGUCAGGAGUCUUUGGGAUGGAUCAUGGGCAAAGGGCUUUGGUUACUUGAUUCUCAUGGGGUUUUUUCUGUUCUGUUUUCUUGAGGGGCACAAAUCUUCCAGCAUUUUGUCACAUAGAGAUGCGGUCCGU
Molecule: messenger RNA, 2737 nt
Organism: Aspergillus saccharolyticus JOP 1030-1
Lineage: Eukaryota; Fungi; Ascomycota; Eurotiomycetes; Eurotiales; Aspergillaceae
Exons: 4
Coding region: 66-2585 (839 amino acids)
Source: RefSeq, a predicted model, not a curated record